GUUUACAGUUGAAAAUAGUUGGUUGCGCCCCGCGGAGCGUAGAAUGCGCCUGCCGAAGCGCUUGCCACCAAAACUGCAGCUGUUGCUACUGCUGCUGCUCGCUGGACUAAUCCUGGGCAUCUAUCAGCUGACAGAUUCACCGCUGCUCAAUCAAUAUGGCAUACUAAAGAAAUAUCUUAAACGCAGCGGCGCCGAAUCAAAGGCAGCAGCAGCAACAACAACAGCAAAUCGUCGCAUAUUGCUUUGGAGCAGCUUCUUCGAGGAUGCGCGCUGGAAGUUGCCGUACGAUACGCUGGGACCGCAGGAAUUUCGCGAUGAGCUGCAGUGUGGCGUCUACCAAUGCGAGCUGAGCAACCAGCACGACUAUCUGCCCGCCUUGGAGCUCUACGAUGCAAUUGUUUUCCAUGCUGCGCAGCCGUUUCCGCUGCUCAAGUCGCUGCCCAAGCGUCGCAAUCCCUCGCAGCUUUACGUCUUUGCGCUGCUGGAAUCGCCGGGCGAGACAAAGCAUCGCUUGAGCGAUGAGCAGGACUUUUAUAAUCUAACCAUGAGCUAUCGCCUCGAUUCGGAUAUUGUUUGGCCCUAUGCCAGGCUGCUGGAUAAGCAGACGCGUGCACAGGUGGCGCCCAGUGCGGCGCCGCAUUGGCGUCAACCGCCUGCUGUGGGCGCUUGGAAUGACAGCGAUGUGUGGCGCUUGUGGCCAACAAAGAGCAAAAUGGCCGCUUGGUUUGUCUCCCACUGUGAGACGCUCUCGCUGCGAGAGAAACUGGCGGCUGCACUGGAGCAACAUUUGCAGCUGGACAUCUAUGGGAAGUGUGGUAAACUCAGCUGCGCUCGUGGCGAUCCGCAUUGCGACAACAUGCUGGACACCGACUACAAAUUCUAUUUGGCCUUCGAGAACUCACUCUGCGAGGAUUAUGUGACCGAGAAACUUUAUGGCGCGCUGCAGCGUAACAUUGUGCCCGUUGUGUUUGGCGGUGCGGACUACACGCGCUUCCUGCCCCCACAUUCCUACAUUGAUGCGGAGCAGUUCGAAAGCGUCGAUGAGCUGGCGGCGCAUAUGGAUUUCGUGGCCAGCGAUGUGUAUGAGUACAUGAGUUACUUUUGGUGGCGAGAGCAUUACAGCAUAGGCAAUGCUUCGCCCUUUUGCGAUCUGUGUGCCAAGUUGCAUGCCACAAAUUGGUUGCACAAGCGGCAAGCGUAUGCGGACAUUGAGGCCUGGUGGUUCAACAGUUGUCGCUUUAGCUCACGCAUACGAUUUUGAAACUUUCAUUAUCUCUGCGUUGAGUCACUAUGCUUAUCAAAAAACGAAUCGAACAAACGCUGUGUUAUCUGCUAAAUGUCAAUAUAUUUGUACAUAUGUUUAUAUAGAAAACAACCCAAAAAAA
Messenger RNA from Drosophila busckii, 1385 nucleotides. Its product is annotated as alpha-(1,3)-fucosyltransferase C. The transcript is spliced from 2 exons. Bases 44 to 1261 code for a protein of 405 amino acids. Gene Ontology annotation, cellular component: membrane. Gene Ontology annotation, molecular function: alpha-(1->3)-fucosyltransferase activity. NCBI's taxonomy places the organism in Eukaryota, Metazoa, Arthropoda, Insecta, Diptera, Drosophilidae. The record is from RefSeq and is a predicted model, not a curated record.